CACAAGAUGGGCAACUUCUGUGGCGGGCUCUGGUGCUGGAGCGGCGAUGACGAUGGCUCUACGAACAACUUGAAGCACUCCUUUAAGGGACCAUCAAGUGGCAGCCUUCUCCGAACCGUGCAAAACCCUGACGUGAGCUCUCUCAUCGAGAUCGAGCACGAGGCAAAGCGCAACUUCCAUGACACGUUCAUCUUGGGCCGCAAGUUGGGGUCGGGGUCGUUUGCGAUGGUGUACGAGUGCGGCGAGAUCGCCACCAAGAAGACAUAUGCGUGCAAGGUCUACGAUCGGCGCAAGCUUGACGCUGGGGCCCUCGAGUGUGCGCUGAUGGAGCCGUUCUUGCUUCGACGCAUGUACCAUCCAGGCAUUUUGCGCUGUCAAGGGUUUUACAAAGAAGACGACAUGUACAUCAUGGUCAUGGAGGAACUUCGCGGCGGGGACGUGUUUGACAAGUUGCAAGAGAUCAAGGGCGACAUCCACGAGCGCGACGUGUGUCGCCUCGUCAAGAUGUUCCUCGAAGCCCUUGCGUACAUCCACGCGCGCAACAUUGUACAUCGCGACUUGAAGCUGGAAAACCUCAUGCUCGACUCCACGAGCCCCACGACGUCGACGCUCAAGAUUGUCGACUUUGGCUUUGCCAUUCAAUUGCCGACCAAAGAUGCAACCUUGACCGAAGUGCUGGGUACACCAGGAUACAUGGCGCCAGAAGUGAUCCAGGGAGGUCCGUACGGAAAACCAGCCGAUAUAUGGAGUGCAGGGGUGGUGGUGUACACGUUGCUGUGUGGGUACCCCCCGUUUCACCACGACCGUAUCAAGAAUAUUCAAACGCUACUUCGAUCGAUAUGCUGUGGCUAUUACUUCUUCGACUCGGUCUACUGGAAUGACAUUAGCCUCGAAGCCAAGGAUGUCAUUUCACAGAUGCUGCGUGUGAAUCCUGCCGAACGGUAGGAAUUUCAAAAGUCGACUGUUCUCUCACUAUGUACAUCAGCGCCACGGCGGCCGAGUUGCUCGAGCACAAGUGGUUUACCCAGCAACUUCCUCCGCUUCCACCGUCGCCGCGUGGCGCCACGGCGAAUACACUCAAGGCGAUUGGACCCCUCCGGUCGUUUAACCGGAUUUUACGCGCCAGAGUUGCCGCCCAGCAAACGUCGGACGAUUCCCAGCUUCGCAAACUGGCCGAGGACAAGGCGAAUGCCCUGGAGGACCGACCAGACUUGCCGCCUUCUGUGGACCUGACCAAGACUACGCUGCUCCCGACGACCCGAUAUAACGUCAUUGAAUAAACCACAACGAUCACCGUGGCAAUCUCAGUAUGAUGUUGC
Messenger RNA from Aphanomyces astaci, 1319 nucleotides. RefSeq names its product CAMK protein kinase, variant 2. The record is from RefSeq and is a predicted model, not a curated record. Gene Ontology annotation, biological process: protein phosphorylation. The transcript is spliced from 5 exons. The coding region runs from base 7 to 945 and encodes 312 amino acids. Lineage: Eukaryota; Oomycota; Saprolegniomycetes; Saprolegniales; Verrucalvaceae. Gene Ontology annotation, molecular function: ATP binding; protein kinase activity.